Stomoxys calcitrans (stable fly) is the source of this 3497-nucleotide messenger RNA. RefSeq names its product tudor domain-containing protein 3 (gene Tdrd3). The record is from RefSeq and is a predicted model, not a curated record. Bases 439 to 3057 code for a protein of 872 amino acids. The transcript is spliced from 7 exons. Lineage: Eukaryota; Metazoa; Arthropoda; Insecta; Diptera; Muscidae. Gene Ontology annotation, cellular component: nucleus; cytoplasm. Gene Ontology annotation, biological process: mRNA processing. Gene Ontology annotation, molecular function: RNA binding; protein binding.
UCCAAAGGAAGUUUCUUGAAACCUUCAAUAAACUCUUAUAAAAAUUCCGCUAAGGACAAAAUUUCAAUUGAAUGUUGACUAAAGGCGAACUUUCAAAAUGGUAGUUUAUGGAAAUGACUUUUUAUUGAAACUUUGUUUUCUUCACAGACCUAAAGGAAGAGCUCAAAUUCAUAGAAAGCCAUCAAUUUGUUUGAUACUCUACAUUUUUUUUUUGAGAAAUAAGUCAUACCAAUUCGAUUAAUCAGCUGGAUGGACUUUUAAAUUUGACAUCAUCAAGGUUUGCGGCGGCUAUACUAGGCGAACUAUGUGCAACGUCAAUGGGAAUCGUCUCGGCUUGGUAGUCUGUUUGCCACAGACUGUGUGUCAAACACAAAUACAUAGAUAUACAUUUGGUAGUGUCAAUUGCAAAAAUUAUAAAUUUUACAAUACCUUGGAAAUAUGGCACUUUUGCAAAGUCUAAAAAAUCAAGGCUGGUACUUGACUGAGAAGGGUCUGAAAUUAUUGACGACCGAUGUGGAAACAGAAGAUGUGCAGAAAAUUAUUAAGGCUGCGUUAGACUGGGAUCUGAAGGAGAUAGGCGGAGGGGCUCUGCCGGCGAAACCAGAAAGUAAUGGCAACAUAACAGGGCGUAUCGUCUUGCAAAUACAAAAAAUGCGUAACAUAUCUGCCCCCAAGGCCAAUGAAGAGUCAUCGGUCUCUCCAAGAUUUUUACAGCUAGAACUAACAGAUGGUGUCAAUUCGAUACUUGCGCUCGAAUUGGAACGCCUAUCCAAUCUGAAUCUUAAAAUACCACCGGGCACUAAAUUGUAUUUCAAAGCCGAGAAAUUGCAAUUGAUGCAAGGCCUUUUGGUACUGAAGGAGUCCGAAGUGCAGGUUUUGGGUGGAAAUGUGGAGCACAUGGUGGAAAAGUGGGAAUUGGCUAGGCAAAUGCAAAAAUAUGCGCGCAGCAAUCGGAGAUUAUCCGGCUCUGGUGGUCCACCGCCAUGGAUACCUUUUGGCCAACGAUUGGAUGCGCACAAAGACGCUCUGCCCCAGGACAGGAACUUCAAGAGUUUACAAGCGGCCAAUGAGAAAGAUAAAAAUGCCAAGGAAAAUGAAGAGUUUAAUGCAUCGCGCACUCAGGCUAUUGCCGAAGCGGCAAAAGCCGGACAAAAGAAAGUAUUUGGCGGUGGCCAGCAGAAUAUUCUUGAUCACAAUGUGAAGAAAAUUCUGGAGAAAGGUUACUCGGAAGAGGAUGCCAAGUACGCAUUGAAAACCACAAACAACAAUCUCGAAAGAGCCUUGUACAACCUUAAGCGGAGAAACAAUAGGGGAGCAAGUGAAAGUGUUGUCAAACCCGCAGCAGUCACGACUAGUAUGCCCAGAGGCAGAGGAGCAGCCACAAUUAAGGAGGAGGCCUCGGCAUCCAAACCACAAACAAAUGUUUCGUUGUUUGACUUUUUGACUGACAAAUUACCAGUGACCGUUUCCACCUCGAAUACCACAGAGUCUCCCCCACAGGUGGCUAGUAAUAGCUCACAAUACAGCAAGACCACGAAGGAAACAAGCAAAAAUAGUAAUAGUAGUAAUAAUAAUAAUUCCAAACCGUCGUCUUACGGUGCCGGCAAGUUUGAAAACAAUAUGUCAUCAAGUUUCGCGGCCAAUAGAGCCCGGCCCGAUGAGAAACCCGUGCAGUCAUCCCAACCGCAUUCGCAGCAACAACGUUCUAACUACAACCCAAGGGAGGAGCGUAAACCCAACCCACCUAUUAAGCAAGGCGGCAGAGGAGGUGAGCGCACUCGCAAUACUCAAAGCAAUGAUAAACCACCAAAUCAAACAUCAGCCAACAAUAAUGUCGAAACACCAUCCUCCGGAACCAAUAAUAACAGCAAUAACAAUGUAACGCAUGGUACAAAUUCAAAUAGACGGAAUGAUAGAAACGAGAGACCGCCGCGUAAGGAAAGAGAUCAGCAAGCACGUCAGUCCACGGCAACAUCUGGUGGCAACUAUCAGGCCAACCGGCGCAGCCAGGAAUACAAGUCCAACGAAAACAAACCUUUUCAACCACGCGAAUCGAAUAGCCGGUCUACCAACGAAAAUAAAAAUGCCAAUAGCUACCAACAGAAUCACAACCAACAACCAAAAUCAAACAUCAUGGAUGCUGCAAUAGACAAACUAGCAGAUAGCACUUCCAAAAUGAGCAUUCAAAGUAAAAAAGAACCUUCUUACAACAACACCCAGGUGCGGGGAAGGCAUCAAAGCGCAUCUACACGAUCUUCGAACCAGCCUCCUCAGGGUAAGCCGGGUAAUAACCAAACGCCAAGUGGACAGUUUAUAGGCUCUCAGAACUUUACCAAUAAAGUUGCAGCAACAAACACACAGCACCAACCAGGGCCCACCACCUAUGUAUCCCAAAUGCCCAAUGGAUUUUCAUAUGAUCCCAGCAAGAUCAUGGGUUUCCAGACAAAAGAAGCAAAUGAAUUUGCCAUGAAUCUUUUGAAAAGCCAAGGCUUGUUGCCACAACAGACGCCCGUUGCCAAUGCCCAGCAAACUCAAGUGCAACCUCCUGCUCCCCAACAACACAGCCAACCACCAAUGAUGGCUACACCACAGACGACCCAGCCACCAGCCGUAGCCUAUAUGGCUCAAAAUCCAAAUAAUAUAUUUGUAGCUCCACCCCCACAGCCUGCACAGAUGGCGCAGUAUGGAAUGAUACAGCCCGGUGGUAAUUGGCCCUGGAAUAUUGGUGAUUUAUGCAUGGCCAAAUAUUGGGAAGAUGGCAAUUAUUACAAAGCAAAGAUAACUGCAGUCUCUGAAAAUACCAAUGUAGUUUUGUUUUUGGAGUAUGGCAACUAUGAAGAAGUUGUAAGGACCGAUUGUUUGCCUCUUGCCGAGGGCCAACAUCAUGCCAUCAAUGCUUUUCAGGCGGGACCGCAAUCUGCAAUCCAUGCUCCCAUGCAGCAGAUGCACCACUCAUUUCAAGGGGCAGGCGGUAGUGCAGUUGGCGCAAAUCAACGAUAUCGCAGCGAACGCCAGAUGUAUGUGCCACCAGCAAAGAGGGGUGCCAAUAAUAAUUGACACUUAAUGGCUAGUCAUUCCCACAGCUGCUCCAACCAACAAAACCAGGCGCCAAAUCAAUAUCAUCACCACCAACACCAGCAACAACAGCCAACGAAUACUCGACAACAGCCACAGACGCAGCCACAUCCACCGCCAUAUUUUUACAAUUUGAAAUGAGUUCUAACCUCUGGUUCACAAUUACUAGGUAUAUUGAGUUAGAACGAAAAAUGCAUUUUAGCAUUUAGGCUUCUUUUCACGCAAAGUAUUGAAUAGAUUUUUACGUAAUUACUAAAGUAGAAAAUAAAUAUUUAAAAUUAUUAUUGCUAUUAUUUAAAGAGUUAUUACGACGCUGAUGACUACAACCAAAAAUAUAAUAUGGAAAUGAUAUUGAAAUUUGUAAAUGUUUAUUUGAACAAUAAAAAUAUACAAACCUUUGCGCAUGGCACAGAGAUUGGAAA